Molecule: messenger RNA, 5413 nt
Organism: Orussus abietinus
Lineage: Eukaryota; Metazoa; Arthropoda; Insecta; Hymenoptera; Orussidae
Gene: RpI1
Product: DNA-directed RNA polymerase I subunit RPA1
Exons: 16
Coding region: 243-5339 (1698 amino acids)
Biological process (GO): DNA-templated transcription
Cellular component (GO): RNA polymerase I complex
Molecular function (GO): DNA-directed RNA polymerase activity; DNA binding
Source: RefSeq, a predicted model, not a curated record
UCGCCAUGAAUAAUUCUCCAUGAGAAAAGUCGCCAGUGCCGUCCUCUUGCCGGUAAACUUUCAAUAAAACGUGAUUACCGCGUGUUUGAUUUGGAGGUUAUAUUCCUAGGGCGGUUAGAGAUGAUGAAAAUUUUAAGUAGUUAUUCAUACUUUUCAAGAGUAAUCCAGCAAUAAUCUUGAAAGUGGUGAUAACUCCAGUUUAGAAAUAAUUACACAUCGAAGGGUUUGGAAAGGAUAGAAAAAUGAGUUCCAAGUUCAAGCAGACUUCUCGGUCUUCUGUGAAGCAUUUAGAUCCGAAGAAGCUGGAGUUUUCAGUAUUCACUGCGGACGAUAUCAGAAAUCUGAGCGUAACAAAGAUUAGUACGCCUUUGUCAUUUAAUGUUUUGGGCCAUCCGUUGAAAGGCGGACUCUACGACAUUGCUUUAGGCCCAUUGAGGGAAAACUCAGACCCAUGCGCGACAUGCGGUCAUAAUGUUUUCAAAUGUACUGGUCACUUUGGGCACAUAGAGCUCCCUGUUCCUGUGGUGAAUCCACUGUUUCACAGAGGACUGUGCACUUUGCUUAAAUUAACAUGCCUUUCAUGCUUUACACUUCAAGUACCAAAUCAUGUUAAACUGUUAUUACUUGCGAAACUGAAGUUAUUACAGUUGGGGUUCUUAAACGAUUACGAGAGGCUGGAACAGGAAGUGUUAUCUUUGGUACCAACUUCCCGUCAAGUGCAAGAAGGCGAAACGGUGUUCAUUCGGAAUGUUAUUGACAAUUAUAUCGAGAGUCUUCAAAGUAGAGAGAGAUUUAACACGAAUUCUAUAUCUCUCCAAGAGGGUAAUAUGAAUGCAAAGAAUAUUAAUGUACAGUGGCAUGUGUUUGUCGAUUCUACCCUUAAACAAUGUAUUGUUGGGAAAGUAUGUAUUAAUUGCCAUGAGCCAAUUCCUAAGAUAAUGACGCUGAAGAAUAAAAUUAUGACGACAAAAGUUGACAGUAGUCCUUGUCCUGUAAUACCAGGCCAACGUAUUGUGCACAAGAUGGAGACUGUUUAUAUAUUGCCAGAUCAGUCGAGGGAAUAUCUCCAAAACCUUUGGAGAAACGAGCACGAAAUUCUGAAAGUUAUACUCCCUUGUUUGCGAACACUGGACACAGAGCAUCCGACCGAUGUUUUCUUUUUUGAGGUUAUACCAGUUCUUCCGCCCUUAGUCAGGCCAGUAAAUUUCCUGGAUGAUCAGAUGAUCGAACAUCCUCAGUCACAGGUUUAUAAAACCAUAAUUCAAGACUGUCUCGUGCUUAGGAAUAUCAUUCAAACGAUUCAGGAUGGAAGUACGAGCCAACUGCCCGAGGAAGGAAAGCUUGUGUUCGAGCAAAUACGAGGGACCACACCGGUGGAGAAGUUGCACAAUGCCUGGCAGAAUUUACAGGCAAACGUGGACCACCUGAUGGAUCGAGAACUGAACAAGACUACAGACUCUGCAAAUUGUCAAGGUCUAAAACAGAUCAUUGAGAAGAAAGAAGGUGUUAUUCGUAUGCAUAUGAUGGGAAAGAGAGUUAACUUUGCUGCUCGUUCUGUCAUUACUCCGGAUCCUAAUCUCAACAUUGACGAGAUUGGUGUUCCGGAAGCAUUUGCUAUUAAGUUGACGUAUCCUGUUCCUGUUACACCGUGGAAUGUUGCAGAGCUACGUCAGCUAGUUCUCAAUGGACCGGAUGUACAUCCAGGAGCAGUAAUGGUUGAGAAUGAGGAAGGUCAUGUUCAACGGAUCCAUAGCAGUGAUUCUGUACAGAAGGAAGCCAUUGCAAAACGACUGCUGACAACGAGUGGGAAAGCCAACAGAUUUUUCCAUGGUGUCAAAAUAGUUCAUCGACAUCUACAGAACGGAGACAUGAUGUUAUUAAACCGACAGCCUACACUGCACAAGCCUAGUAUCAUGGCUCACAAGGUUCGGAUCCUCAAGGGGGAAAAGACUCUUCGACUUCACUAUGCCAACUGCAAAGCCUACAAUGCUGACUUCGAUGGUGACGAAAUGAACGCCCACUUUCCACAAAAUGAGUUGGCUCGCAGCGAAGGCUACAACAUUGCAAAUGUGUGCAACCAGUACUUAGUACCGAAGGAUGGAACUCCAUUAAGUGGCUUGAUUCAGGAUCACAUGGUCUCCGGUGUGAAGCUAACGACAAGAGGAAGAUUCUUCGCAAGAGAGGAUUACAUGCAACUCGUGUACUCCGCACUCUCAGUUGUCCAGGGUAAUCUGGAAUUGUUGCCUCCUGCCAUCUUGAAACCUGUUCCCCUCUGGUCGGGUAAACAGGUGGUGUCAACAGUGCUCAUCAACAUCAUCCCCAAGGGCCGCGCGAAGAUUAACCUGACAGCAAACGCGAAAAUCCAGGCCAGAUCGUGGGAAGUGAGGAAACCGCGACCCUGGAAUUGCGGAAUUCCGUUCUCCAAUCCGAAGACCAUGUCCGAGGCCGAGGUCGUUAUAAGAGGUGGCGAGUUGCUCUGCGGAGUCCUUGACAAGACUCAUUAUGGCGCUACGCCGUACGGGCUGAUACACUGCCUUUUCGAGUUGUACGGCGGCAUUUGCUCCAGCAGGGUGUUAAGUGCCUUCGGAAAGCUCUUCCAGGCCUUCCUCCAAUUGGAAGGCUUUACUUUAGGAAUUGAGGAUAUCCUGAUCAAGCCAAGAGCCGACGCUAAGCGCAAGGAAAUCAUUAAGAAGAGCAGAGUGAUAGGAGAGGAGAUUCAAAGAUCCGCGCUGGAGAUGCACGAAGACGCGUCGAUGGACAUGGUGACGGCAAGUAUGGAGUACUCCUACUGGCAGAACCCGAAGUUCCGGGCCCACGUGGACCGGAAGUACCGGACCGCCCUGGACACCUACACGAACGAGAUAAACCGGACGUGUCUACCGGCAGGCUUGAUGAAGAGGUUCCCCGAGAACAACCUGCAGCUGAUGGUGCAAUCCGGAGCGAAGGGGUCGACGGUGAACACCAUGCAGAUCUCCUGCCUCCUAGGGCAAAUAGAGUUGGAAGGCAAAAGACCCCCAUUGAUGAUAAGUGGAAAGAGUCUGCCAAGUUUCCCAGCACACGACCCCUCGCCCAGGGCGGGAGGUUUCAUCGACGGGAGGUUCAUGACGGGGAUCAAGCCCCAGGAGUUCUUCUUCCACUGUAUGGCCGGGCGAGAAGGCUUGAUAGAUACUGCCGUGAAGACCAGUCGCUCAGGGUACCUGCAGAGGUGCUUGAUAAAGCACCUGGAGGGCCUCAUCGUCAACUACGACCUGACGGUCAGGGACUCCGACGGCAGCCUGGUGCAGAUAUAUUACGGAGAGGAUGGCUUGGACGUACCGGGGUCCAAGUUCUUGAGGAAGGAGCAGCUGGGCUUCCUGGUGGACAACCGGAACGCCAUCGUCGAGGAGGCGCUGCUCAAGGAACUGAAGGCACGCUCGGAUCUGAAGAGGACAAUGAAGAUGAUCCGGAAGAUCCAGAAGUGGGAGCAGAGGAAUGGCUCGGCGCUCCAAAAGAGGCGCGUCAGCGAUUUUGCCCUCUUCUCCAGGGAAAAUAGGCAUCCUAAUGAGGCUAGGCACCUGGCGAUUAAUCCAACCUGUGGUAGGAGCAAGGCUGCGGUCUCGGCCAUGAAGAAGUGGAUUCGAGCCGAUGAAGAGACUAGGAAAGGGUUCAGGGCAAGCUGCGAGGGCUGUCCUGAUCCUGUGAGCUCCAGGCUCAGGCAGGACCUGGAGUAUGGGGUCUUGGUGGAGAGACUGGAGGGCCUUCUCAACGAAUAUCUAGAAGAGAAUGCUAAGAGGGUGUCGUACCAUCUUAAGGUCGGGAGGGAAGACCUCAGGGACGUCCUUUCUGUCAAGUCGAUGAAGUCUUUGUGUCCCCCAGGGGAACCCGUGGGUCUCCUUGCUGCGCAAUCCAUUGGCGAGCCCUCCACCCAGAUGACCCUCAACACCUUCCACUUCGCAGGACGAGGAGAGAUGAACGUCACCCUCGGAAUUCCCAGGCUCAGAGAGAUCCUGAUGAUGGCCUCGAGGAACAUCAAGACCCCCAGCAUGGAGAUCCCCUUUAGGCAAGAUCUGGACAAUCCGAAGAGACAGGAGAACAAGCUCAGAAUCAGGCUCACCAAGUGCAAACUUGCCAACGUCCUGAAGAGCAUCCACAUCGACCGCAGGAUGGAAACCACGACUCCCAGACAACUCGUCUACACCCUGACGUUCGAGUACCUGCCCCACAAGUGCUACAAGAACGAGUUCUUCAUCCAGCCGAGACGCGCCGUGGAGCUGACGGAGCUCAUCUUCUUCAAGGAAAUGUUCAGGGAGAUCGAGAAGACCGCCAGGGUCGUCGGGACCCUCCUGCACGUCGAGUCGGAGAAGAAGAAAGCCGGCAACGAGGACGCCAAGCUGGACGAAGAGGGCCCCGAAGGCGAGGCAUCGGUUCCAGGUUUCUCCAAGUCCGACCUGGGGGAGAUGCACGAGUCCUCGGAUGAGGAGGAAGCCGCCGAAGACGCCGACGCGACCGUUGCCAGGUCCGUCUCGAGGCACAAGGAGAACCAGGAAUACGAAGACCCUGAAGAGGAUGAAGAAGAGGGAGACGAAGACGAGGAUAACGAGGACGGCGAGGAUGUCGAGGACGAGCGCAAGGUCCUGGACAAAAGGAAGGUCGAUGAAUUCCUUGAAGAGGAUGCUGAAAAUCAGGCCAACGAGUGGACGGACGACGAACAGAGGAAGGCGGACGUCAUCGACAUGUACUCGCAUGCCCUGGAGUACGAUUUCGAUACUGGGAAACACCUUUGGUGCAAGCUCAAAUUUUGGUUGCCCCUCAAGAUGACCAAGCUGGACCUGCCGACCAUCCUGAGGAACGUGGCCGAAAGAGUUGUCCUCUGGGAGACGCCGCGCAUAAAGCGAGCCUUCACCUUUGAGAACUCUACUGGGGAAACGAUCCUGAAAACAGACGGGCUCAACAUCAUGGAGAUGUUCAAGUACGGCGAAAUCUUGGACCUGCAGAGGCUCUACUCGAACGACGUCUACGGGGUCUCCCAGACCUAUGGAAUAGAAGCCGCUAACAGGGUGAUCGUCAAGGAGGUCAAGGACGUCUUCAAGAUGUACGGCAUCACGGUGGACCCUAGACAUCUCCUGUUGAUAGCCGAUUACAUGACCUUCGACGGUACUUAUCAACCCCUCAGUAGGAAAGGCAUGGAGGACUCGUCAUCGCCACUCCAGCAGAUGAGCUUCGAGAGCUCCUUGACCUUCCUGAAGAACGCCACUCUGCAGGGAAAGCAAGAUGACCUGGUUUCACCUUCGAGUAGAUUAAUGCUGGGUCAACCUUGCAAAGCUGGCACCGGGGCGUUCUCUCUGCUUGUCAAAGUGUAAAACCUCACACCGAUGCACAUGUAGUCUUUUUACAAUCGAACUCUUGUACGAUACAUGACUUUAGGCCCUUCGAA